GGUGUGAGAGAAAGCGGGUGAGACAGAGAGAGGGAGAAAUAAAUAUUUCCACCUACCUAACAAGGAGGCACACUCAUAAACAGGCGAGGAGGCAGGGUGAGACUCAGAUGCACAGUAGCUCUCGGGGCAGCAGCAGUUCAAACAGAGACAGACUUUCAUUGUGGACUGAUGUUCUAUCAUAAGGGAGACACUCCAUCACUCUGGCUAAUAAACAGUGAGCCACUCAGGCACAUAAGCAAGGCAUCAGAAUUAAAGGAGACGUCCAAUAAGGACACACAGUCAAAGUUCUUAUCUACACACACACAUACAUAAAAACACACACACACACACCGGUGCUGAGGGCGUCCUACCUAGUGUGAGAAGCAGGGGCUGGAAGUGAAGCACCACAGAGGAAGGAACGAGCGAGUGGAUGGAUGCCUUCUGCAGCCUCAGUGGCCUGGACCCUCUGUGGGACUGGAACCGCACUUGGUACACAGCCAACCCAGAUUUGACAGAGUGUUUUCAGAACACCGUUCUAGUGUGGGUGCCCUGUGCGUAUCUGUGGUUGCUGGCCCCCAUCUACUGCCUUCACCUUUACUGCCAUGACCAUGGACGCAUUCAGAUGUCCUCCCUCUGCAUCGCCAAGAUGGCGCUCGGCUUUCUGUUGGCCUCCUUCGGCUCUGUGGAGUUCUUCUACAUUCUAUUGGAGAGGAGCCAGGAGAUAGAGCAGCACGUAGUCUUCCUUCUUAGCCCCAUCAUACGCAGCCUGACUGUGAUCCUGGCUUUGUGUAUCAUCCAGUUGGAAAGAAUACGAGGUUGUCGCUCUUCUGUAUUCCUCUUCCUCUUCUGGGUUUUGGCUGUUGUUUGUUCCUUGGUGCCUCUGAGAGCAAAGAUCCAGCUGGCCCUCGAUGAGGGCAUUGCCUCCGAUACAGUGCGAUAUCUGGCCUUUUUCUCCUACUUCGCCAUCCAGCUGGUCCAGCUCUUCUUGUGCUGCUUUGCCGACCUACCUCCUGAGGGGAAAAAUGUCUUGGGAAAGAAUCCUUGCCCUGUGAAAGACGCUUCGUUUCUGUCUAAGAUCCUCUUCUGGUGGUUUACUGGACUUGUUGUGAAAGGCUAUCGAACUCCCUUAGCGGCGGAGGACCUGUGGACGUUGAGAGAGGAAGACACGUCACACAAAAUCAUCUCUGAGCUGCAGGAGGACUGGACGGCCGAAUGUGCCAAAAUUCAAAAGCAGGAGAAGGCCCUGACGUCAGGUGUAGCACUGGGAAGCAGGUUGCCUGACCAAGCUCAGCUCCUCAGGAAGCUUCACAAGGAGCAGAGCUCCGGUUUCUUCCUGCUCAGGACUCUGGCACGCAAGUUUGGUCCCUACUUCCUGACCGGCACCAUGUGUAUCAUAUUUCAUGAUGCCUUCAUGUUCGCCAUUCCCCAGGUGUUGAGUCUUCUCCUGGACUUUAUCAGGGAUGAGGAUGCUCCAUUGUGGAAGGGCUACUUCUACGCUACUCUGAUGUUUCUGCUCUCUUGCCUCCAGUCCCUCUUCAACCAUCAGUACAUGUACACUUGCUUCACAGUGGGAAUGAGGGUUAAGACGGCUGUCAUGGGCUUGGUUUACAGAAAGUCUUUGGUGAUAAACAGCGCUGCCAGGAGGACGUGCACCGUCGGAGAGAUUGUCAAUUUGGUUUCAGCUGACACCCAGAAGCUCAUGGACUUUGUGGUUUACUUCAACGCUGUGUGGCUUGCGCCUAUAGAAAUCGCCCUUUGCCUCUUCUUCCUUUGGCAACACCUUGGACCAUCAGCUUUAGCAGGAAUCGCCACAGUCAUUCUCAUUUUCCCUCUGAAUGGACUGAUCGCCAAGAAAAGGAGCAAGCUGCAGGAGAUUCAAAUGAAGUUCAUGGAUGGCCGCAUCAGACUCAUGAACGAGAUUUUGAAUGGGAUAAAGAUUCUAAAGUUCUACGCCUGGGAAAAGGCCUUCUUGGAGCAAGUUCUGGGUUACAGACAAAAAGAACUAAAGGCCUUGAAGAAAUCCCAAAUCCUUUACUCCAUCUCUAUUGCAUCUUUCAAUUCUUCUUCUUUCAUGAUUGCUUUUGCAAUGUUUGGAGUUUACGUAAUGCUGGACGACAAAAACAUCCUGGAUGCUCAGAAGAUUUUUGUUUCAAUGGCGCUGAUCAACAUCCUGAAGACGCCUCUCAGCCAACUUCCAUUUGCAAUAAGCACGACCAUGCAGGCUGUGGUUUCCCUAAAACGUCUGGGAAAGUAUCUGUGUUCAGAAGAACUCAAAGUGGACAAUGUAUUAAAGGCUCUAAUUAGUUCUGAUGGAGAGGAUGUGACGAUUGAAAAUGGAACUUUCACCUGGUCUACAGAAGGGCCCCCUUGUCUUAAAAAGAUCUCCAUCCGUGUGCCGCGGGGUUCCCUGGUGGCUGUGGUCGGACACGUGGGCAGCGGGAAGUCUUCUUUAUUGUCCGCCAUGCUUGGAGAAACAGAGAAAAGAAGUGGCCAUGUCAGUGUGAAGGGUUCUACCGCAUAUGUGCCCCAGCAGGCUUGGAUCCAGAAUGCCACAGUCCAAGAUAAUAUCAUAUUUGGCCGUGAGAAGCUGAAGACUUGGUACCAUCGUGUGCUGGAGGCCUGCGCACUGCUGCCUGACCUAAACAUCCUACCUGCUGGAGAUGCAACGGAAAUUGGAGAAAAGGGACUAAACCUCUCAGGUGGACAGAAGCAGAGGGUGAGCCUGGCCAGGGCUGUCUAUAGAAAAGCAGAUGUGUACUUGCUGGAUGACCCGCUGUCGGCUGUUGACGCACACGUUGGGCAGCACAUUUUCGAAAAAGUUAUCGGACCCAAAGGUGUACUUCGAGACAAGACCCGCAUCUUGGUGACCCAUGGGAUGAGCUUCCUGCCGCAGGCUGACCUCAUCCUCGUCCUCGUAAACGGAGAAAUCACAGAGAGCGGCUCAUACCAGGAACUCCUUACCCGCCGUGGAGCUUUUGCGGACUUCAUCCACACCUUCGCAAGUGGAGAGAGGAAAGAAAGCGCCAUACAAAGAGCUGGUUCAAGGAGGUCCAAUGCUCGUCUCAGCAUGGUUGAUUUCAUGCCAUUCUCCAGAGAUUUAUCUCAGGAGCAGCUCAUUGGGGGUGACACAACUAAUACAAACCUGCAGAAUAUGGAGCCUGUGUCUGAAGCCGAGCAGGAACAAGUCCAGAAGGACCUCGGCAGGCUGACGGUGGUUGAUAAGGCCCGCACUGGAAGAGUGAGGCUGGAUAUGUACCAAAAGUACUUUAAGACCAUCGGCCUGGCCAUCAUCAUCCCUAUUGUCUUCCUGUACGCCUUUCAACAGGGAGCCUCGCUGGCCUAUAACUACUGGCUCAGCAUGUGGGCCGAUGACCCAAUCGUUAACGGUACUCAGACCGAUGCAGACCUGAAACUAGCCGUUUUUGGAGUGCUGGGCUUUGUUCAAGGCGUUGCCAUCUUUGGUACCACCGUGGCUAUCUCUCUAUGCGGCAUCAUCGCCUCCCGCCACUUGCACAUGGAUCUGCUGGUCAACGUGUUGCAUUCGCCGAUGUCUUUCUUCGAAUGCACUCCCAGUGGGAACUUGCUCAACCGCUUUGCCAAAGAGAUUGACGCCAUUGACUGCAUGGUGCCAGAGGGCCUAAAGAUGAUGCUGAGCUACGUCUUUAAACUCAUGGAGGUGUGCAUCAUUGUGCUGAUGGCAACACCCUUUGCAGCUGUGGUCAUCCUUCCUCUCGCCUUCCUCUAUGCCUUUGUCCAGAGCUUCUACGUUGCUACAUCAUGUCAGCUGCGAAGACUGGAAGCUGUGAGCCGCUCCCCUAUCUACACCCACUUCAACGAGACGGUACAGGGCGCCAGCGUCAUUCGGGCCUUUGGCGAUCAGUCCAGGUUUAUUCUACAGGCCAAUGACAGGGUAGACUUCAAUCAGACCUCCUACUUCCCCCGAUUUGUGGCCACGCGAUGGUUGGCAGUCAAUCUGGAGUUUCUUGGCAAUGGAGUGGUGUUAGCAGCCGCCAUUCUUUCUGUAAUGGGAAAAAACACACUUAGUCCUGGCAUCGUGGGUCUGGUUGUGUCACACUCCCUCCAGGUGACUGGAAUCCUGAGCUGGAUUGUCAGAUCCUGGACCGAUGUAGAAAACAACAUUGUUUCGGUGGAGAGAGUCAAUGAGUAUGCUGACACUGCAAAAGAGGCCAGCUGGAGCCUGGAAGGCAGCUCUUUGCCGCUGGCCUGGCCCCAGACAGGCACCAUUGAGUUUCAGGACUAUGGGCUUCAGUACCGCAAAGGCUUGGAGUUGGCUUUGAAAGGCAUUACCUUGCAGAUCCAUGAACGAGAGAAAGUGGGCAUUGUUGGAAGGACGGGAGCUGGGAAAUCCUCACUUGCUUUGGGAAUAUUCAGAAUUUUAGAGGCAGCAAAGGGAAAGAUUUUUAUAGAUGGAGUCAACAUCGCCGACAUUGGACUCCAUGAUCUGCGAUCACGCAUUACGAUUAUUCCUCAGGACCCUGUGCUGUUCUCUGGCUCCUUACGGAUGAACCUCGACCCCUUUGACACCUACACAGAUGAAGAUGUUUGGAAUUCACUGGAACUUGCCCACCUCAAGAACUUUGUAUCUAACCUGCCUGACAAACUCAACCAUGAAUGCUCAGAGGGGGGAGAGAACCUGAGUUUGGGUCAGCGCCAACUUGUGUGCCUGGCAAGAGCUUUGCUGAGGAAAACCAAAAUCCUGGUCCUGGACGAGGCAACGGCCGCGGUGGAUCUGGAGACCGACACACUGAUCCAGUCGACGAUCCGCACACAGUUUGAAGACUGUACUGUCCUAACCAUCGCUCACCGCCUCAACACUAUCAUGGACUACACAAGAGUGAUUGUUAUGGACCGAGGCCUCAUCUCUGAAAUGGAUUCUCCAGCCAACCUCAUCGCACAGCAGGGACAGUUCUUCCGAAUGUGCCGGGAAGCUGGGCUGGUCUAAGUCUUUUACAGUUCUCAGACCACGUUCGCUCCCGUGCAAACUUGGCACCUUUCUGUUGUUUUUUGUAUGGCUUUUCAACAAAAGUUGAAUCAGCCCUUCCAGACAUUGUGGCAGCUGCAAGCAGGGCAUUACGAUUGACUGUCCAGAAACGCUGCAGACGCCAGUCUUGGGUUUUUCACACUUGGACACGCGGUCCGGAAGUUAACCUCAGAUUAUGAACAUUCAAACAAAGCUAUAGCGGGUUGCUGGGAGUGUGCAAGCGAUUGGUAAUGUAUAUAGAGAAAGUGGAAUCUUUUUUUUUUUUUCCUAUUUGAGGCUGAAACCUGGAAUGAAAUAGGAGCACCGAUUAUAAAGACUUGUAUUCCCCUUUCCAAUGGGAACAGUAUUAUUAUAGUCGUUUUCUAAAUGUUAUAUAGCACAUGACAUGUAUUUCAUGUUUUCUCAGGCUUUAACGUUGAUGUUUACAUACACUUUCAAAGCCUUGAAUGCCAAAAAAAAAACGGUCAUUUGCUUUUAUAUUUUUGUUUGACUGUCCUAGAAAGGAGGAAAGGGGGAAUACUCUGGCAUACUGACCCUCCAGAGGGUUCAACCUGGCAAAUGUGAGGGAAGUGAGGUUUUUCAUAACCAUCGGGAAUUAUUUCGAAGUGGCCAAAAUGGAAUAUAUGACAGAAUAGGAGACAAACAAUAGUGUUGGACCGAGACAUUCACAGGCUGAGUAUUUCUGUCAAAGUAAACACAUCCAAGGAAACCGUGUUGGUUAGAUUUAACCUGAUUUCUGUAUCUGAAAAACCGCCAUGAAUGCAGAGAACGUUUCCUUGAAACAAUGAAAAUAAAUCUUGGUGAGUGACUGUCCCUCCGCCACCACCACACAACUCAGGCCAUACGUAUAUAUCUAUAUAUAGAUCUACAGAGAAUUCACUAUUCUAUUUUUUUUUUUUUUUUUCAGAAUUUACAGUGUAGAUAGUCCGCAACAACCUUUUGCCUUGAUUCCAAGAAUUGUAUGAACUUUUCACAGAGAAAACUCAUACUCUGGUUUUGUCUUACUGGUUUAGACAAUAUACACACAGUACAAACCAUGUAGUAUAUUUUUGUGGUAUUUUUCAAAAUUCGGAGAAAUGUAUUAUAUUUAUACUUUUUAUAACAAGCUAUUUCUUUUUUCACUGAUCGAUGUAUAUUAUUGUAUUGUUUUGUUGUAUACAUAAACUGCUGGAUGAUAAUAAAUGUAUUUGACUCAA
Nerophis ophidion (straightnose pipefish) is the source of this 6177-nucleotide messenger RNA. RefSeq names its product ATP-binding cassette, sub-family C (CFTR/MRP), member 6a (gene abcc6a). The record is from RefSeq and is a predicted model, not a curated record. The transcript has 31 exons. Bases 410 to 4942 code for a protein of 1510 amino acids. Gene Ontology annotation, molecular function: ATP hydrolysis activity; ABC-type transporter activity; ATP binding. Gene Ontology annotation, cellular component: membrane. NCBI's taxonomy places the organism in Eukaryota, Metazoa, Chordata, Actinopteri, Syngnathiformes, Syngnathidae. Gene Ontology annotation, biological process: transmembrane transport.